Globicephala melas (long-finned pilot whale) is the source of this 2804-nucleotide messenger RNA. It is a transcript of the gene NADK2, whose product is annotated as NAD kinase 2, mitochondrial. Gene Ontology annotation, cellular component: mitochondrion. Gene Ontology annotation, molecular function: NAD+ kinase activity. Gene Ontology annotation, biological process: NAD+ metabolic process; NADP+ biosynthetic process. NCBI's taxonomy places the organism in Eukaryota, Metazoa, Chordata, Mammalia, Artiodactyla, Delphinidae. The record is from RefSeq and is a predicted model, not a curated record.
AGCUUUUCCCCGCCCACCUUUCCCUCUCGAGGGCUCUCCCGGCUCCCAAUCGCCCGGCUUUCCCCGCCCCCGUCAACGUCUGGGCACGUCCCCUUUGCGGCGCCGGCCACGCACGGCUGUGCACUUAACCUCUGCCCGCCCGGCUGGAACGUAGAGGCCGGGGCGGCGCGCACUGCUGGCGGCUGGAAGCGGAGGCGGGAGCCCGGGCCUGCAGCUGCUGCCGGGCCGACGAUGACUUGUUACAGAGGCUUCCUGCUGGGCAGCUGUCGUCGCGUGGCGGGCGGCCGGGCAGCGGCGCUGAGGGGGCCGGGGGCGGGAGGCCCCGCCGCGCGGCCGCGGCUCGGCGGUGACGGCGGCGGCCGGCGGCACCUGGGGCAGGGGCAGCCGCGCGAGCUGGCGGGCUGUGGCAGCCGCCCCGACGGCGGCUUCCGCCCGUCCCGGGUGGUGGUGGUGGCCAAAACCACCCGGUACGAGUUCGAGCAGCAGCGGUACCGUUACGCGGAGCUUUCUGAGGAGGACCUGAAGCAGUUGCUUGCAUUGAAAGGCUCUAGCUACAGUGGACUGCUUGAACGACAUCAUAUUCACACCCAAAAUGUAGAGCACAUUCUUGAUAGUUUACGGAAUGAGGGGAUUGAGGUUCGUCUCGUAAAGAGGAGAGAAUAUGAUGAAGAAACUGUUCGAUGGGCAGAUGCUGUCAUAGCUGCAGGAGGUGAUGGCACAAUGCUUUUGGCAGCAAGUAAAGUCUUGGACAGACUUAAACCAGUUAUUGGAGUAAACACUGACCCAGAACGGUCUGAGGGUCAUUUAUGUCUUCCUGUUCGAUACACACAUUCCUUCCCAGAAGCCUUACAGAAGUUCUACCGUGGUGAGUUCAGAUGGUUGUGGAGGCAGCGAAUCAGGUUAUACCUUGAAGGGACUGGCAUCAACCCUGUUCCUGUGGACCUUCACGAACAGCAGCUAAGUUUGAAUCAGCAUAGUAGAGCCUUCAACAUUGAGAGAGUUCAUGAUGAAAGGUUUGAGGCUUCUGGACCCCAGCUCUUGCCAGUGAGAGCACUAAAUGAAGUCUUCAUUGGAGAGAGUCUGUCAUCCAGAAUGUCUUAUUCUUGGGCUGUAGCAGUGGACAAUUUAAGAAGAAGUAUACCCACUCUAAAGGGACUGGCUUCCUACUACGAGAUUUCAGUUGAUGAUGGUCCAUGGGAAAAACAGAAGAGUUCAGGGCUCAAUUUGUGUACUGGAACAGGAUCAAAGGCCUGGUCAUUCAAUAUUAACAGGGUUGCACCUCAGGCUGUGGAAGAUGUUCUAAAUAUUGCAAAACGACAAGGAAAUUUAAGUCUUCCAUUGAACAGAGAAUUUGUAGAGAAAGUAACAAAUGAAUAUAAUGAAUCGCUGCUCUACAGUCCAGAAGAACCAAAAAUACUUUUCAGUAUUCGAGAACCAAUAGCAAACAGAGUUUUUUCAAGCAGUCGUCAGCGUUGUUUCACCUCCAAGGUUUGUGUUCGUUCUCGUUGUUGGGAUGCCUGCAUGGUUGUAGAUGGAGGAACUUCCUUUGAGUUUAAUGACGGAGCAAUUGCUUCAAUGUUGAUCAAUAAAGAAGAUGAGCUUCGAACUGUGCUUCUAGAACAGUGAAGGAUUUCCUCAGAUGACAAUUUUGAUCACUGGAAAAAAUAGUUUUACUGUGGAAACAGACUGCCAGUCAUAAGGCUACAUUUUUUGGUUAUUGUUGAGACUGGUUGGCCUUGGGCUCAAAGGUGAUCAAGAAAGUGAGAUUUGUAUUAUUCUUCUGUUGGAUUCUGAUGGAAAAGAUAUUCACUGUGUAAGAAAAUGGAUGGACUAAAUUGAUUAGAAUUCGUACCAGUGAAAUUUCUAUAUUGCUUACAGUUGGUUUCCAGGAGUGCUGAUAUCUUUAAAUUUAGAGAGGUAGGCUCCAAUAAAAGAUUAAAUGUUUAAGGUUUGAAAUUUAACUGUACAAGCUUUUUUUCCUUCCUUUUCCUCCUAAUUUUGUGGAAUUGGUCAGUCCAAACACAUCUCAUUUGAUUAGUAUUUUUUUAUAGUACCUAAAAUUCAAGAUUUUUUAAAAGAUUUGGUGAUGGAGAAUUUUGAUAAAUCCUGACAUUGACCUAAUUGAAGUAGGUAAAUGUGUUUUUUAUAUGCUAAGAGUUUUCUAAUUUCAGAACACAAUGAUAUUGUUAUGACUAUUGAUUUAAAAAAUUCAAACAAUCAUUUCUGAAAUUAUUUAGAUGUUUUCAUUUAAUUGACUGUCAGGUUAAUUUUGACAAUGCUGGGUGAAAUAUAUAUGGACAAAAUCAUGACACCGUUUCAAAUGUAUUAAUUACCCAAUAACUAUUUUAGGUCUUAGGUAAUUUUUUUUAAUGAUUUGAGUGUCUAAUAAAGUUCUUCCUUAUUUACAACUAUCUAACAUGGAUUCAAAGACUAAAAGGAUGAACUAAUUAGACAUAUUCUAUUAGGAGUUCGGUAAAACCUUAAAAAGAUAUUUUCAUCUAGUGUAGGAGUAUUGUCAGAAAGAAAAUGGAUUAUUUAAUAAAUAUGCAAAACACUUUCGUUUUGGAAUUGCCUUACUUAUUAUCAUGGUAGUUUUCACCUAACUCAUAUUCCAAGUUUUACACAUUAGCUUUGGAGGAUAAAAUGUUAUGGCUUUUCUUUUUUUCCCGUUAUGACAGUUUCUUUACCUAAUUCCUGAUCUACUUAUAAGUAAUCCUAGAAUUAUCACAGAAAGUACCUCUUGCUGCAUCAUGAGACAAUUGGUAUUCUCACUCCAGUUAUUCAAAGUUGUUUUUUUUUUUUUU